AUGGCGCCCCACAACGACGUCGAGGCCUUCCACGAGGUGCUCCGGAAAAGCCGCCGGGUUCUCGCCCUCUGUGGGGCCGGCCUGUCUGCGUCGUCCGGGCUGCCGACCUUCCGCGGCGCCGGCGGCUACUGGCGGAGCCACGAUGCCACCAAGCUGGCCACGAUGCAGGCCUUCCGCACCGACCCGGGCAUGGUGUGGCUGUUUUACGGCUACAGACGCCACGCCUGCCUGAGGGCCGCACCAAACCCGGCGCACCGGGCCCUCGCCGCCCUGGCCAAGGGGAACCGGGAUUUCAUGUGUCUUACGCAGAACGUUGACGAUUUGUCACAACGCGCUGGGCACCCGCCAGAGCAGCUCAAGAGCCUGCACGGCUCGCUCUUCGACAUCAAGUGCAGCGCCGACGGCUGCGACUGGGUGCAGCGGGGCAACUUUGAGGAUCCCUUUUGCCCGUCGCUGGCGCCCGCCUCGGAGGAUCCGCCACCGGGCGAGACGCUGCCGCUGCUGGACCCGUACCAUCGCAUCAGGCACAUUCCCGAGGAGGAGCUCCCCAAGUGCCCCAAGUGCCAGGUCGGGCUGCAGCGCCCGGCCGUCGUGUGGUUUGGGGAGUCGCUGGACGCGACUAUGCUUACGGACAUUGAGGCCUGGAUGAGCCAGGGCAAGGUGGAUCUCAUGCUCGUGGUGGGCACGUCCGCCCAGGUGUGGCCUGCGGCGGGCUACAUCUCCAAGGCGCGAUUGCACGGAGCGAAAAUCGUGACUGUAAACCCUGAGGCGGAGGAGGAGGCGGACCUGUUCAAGAUUCCUCCCGGCGACUUUGCAUUCGGCCAGGACGCGGCGGUAUGCCUACCGCGGCUGCUGGAGCCGGUCAUUGGCAAGAUGGGAGAAGACGGCGAGUUCAAAAAGGGGUGA
Molecule: messenger RNA, 906 nt
Organism: Purpureocillium lilacinum
Lineage: Eukaryota; Fungi; Ascomycota; Sordariomycetes; Hypocreales; Ophiocordycipitaceae
Cellular component (GO): nucleus
Molecular function (GO): protein-malonyllysine demalonylase activity; NAD+ binding; protein-succinyllysine desuccinylase activity
Source: RefSeq, a predicted model, not a curated record